Messenger RNA from Camelina sativa (false flax), 996 nucleotides. NCBI's taxonomy places the organism in Eukaryota, Viridiplantae, Streptophyta, Magnoliopsida, Brassicales, Brassicaceae. The record is from RefSeq and is a predicted model, not a curated record.
AUGUCGGAAUCCCAUCUGCAAUUUCCCUCUUUACUUUUACUCUACUGUAUCGUCUUUGCUUCAAGCUUCAUAGUGAUCAACGCUCUUGCUUGUCGUCAUGAUCAGAUCCAAUCUCUUCUGAAGUUCAAGAACGAGUUCGAAUCCGGUGGUUGCAACCACAGUGACUACUUUAACGGUGUCUUGUGCGAUAACACGACUGGUGCUGUCACGAAACUACAACUCCCAAUUGGCUGCUUCACUGGAAUUCUCAAACCCAACAGUAGCCUCUUCGAGUUCCAUCAGCUUAGUUACCUGAAUCUUUCUCACAACAACUUCACAUCCUCUCCACUAUCUUCUGAAUUCAGCCAUCUCAAUAAAUUAGAGGUCUUGUCUCUUUCUUCUAAUGGCUUUACUGGUCAAGUUCCUUCCUCAUACAGUAACCUAACCUUGUUAACCAAGUUGGAUAUCUCACAUAACGAGCUCACUGAUAAUUUCCAACUUCUCCAGAAUCUCACCAAGCUUUCCAUUUUGGACCUUUCCUAUAAUCAAUUCUCUGGAACCGUCCCUUCUUCUCUGCUCACUAUGCCUUUCUUGUCACAUCUUGAUAUCCGUGGAAACCAUCUCACCGGUCCCAUUAAAGUUCCCAACUCUUCUUCGUCAUCAAGGCUCGAGCACUUGUUCCUUGGGCAUAACCAUUUCCAAGGAAUAAUACUAGAGCCUAUUUCAAAGCUAAUAACCCUCAAAGAACUCGACCUCUCUUUCCUAAACGUAAGCCAACCAAUUGACUUAAGAAUCUUUACCUCUCUCAAAUCAUUGCUGAACCUGGAGCUUUCCGGUAAUAAGUUAUUAGCUGCAAGUCUAACCUCAGAUUCUGUUGUUCCACCAAGUUUGUACCGGUUGAUGUUAAAGAACUGCAACAUCAGCGAGUUCCCAAAGUUUCUAAAGAACCUACAGAAUCUUGAACGUUUAGACCUUUCCAACAAUAGAAUCAAAGGGAAAGUUCCAGAGUGGUUAUGA